Molecule: messenger RNA, 1067 nt
Organism: Bipolaris maydis ATCC 48331
Lineage: Eukaryota; Fungi; Ascomycota; Dothideomycetes; Pleosporales; Pleosporaceae
Product: Alpha/beta hydrolase fold-1
Source: RefSeq, a predicted model, not a curated record
AUUUCCCCUACCAGAUCGUAGCAUCGAUAUCUGGCCGAACGCACCCACCCCCGCUCGAACGGUUUCCAACGUUCCCCUACCCCCACGUUGAGUAUGACUAAGCCUCAUCUCGUGCUGGUGCCCGGGGCGCUACACACCCCAGCAUGCAUGGUCCCGUUGAUGAAGAAGCUGCAAGCCCUGGGUUACACAAUGCAUUGCCAGCAAAUGGCAUCGGUCGGUAAUCCCAGCCCGCCUAGCGACCUCAGCGAAGACAUUGGGAUUCUUCGGCGCACAGUGGAAGAAGCCAUUGGGCAAGGCAACGAUGUCAUUGUUGCCCCUCAUAGUUGGGGCGGCGUGGUAACGGGCACUGGGCUCAAGGGCCUGAGCAAGGGAGAGCGCGAGACCCAGGGCCUCAAAGGCGGCGUCAUCAGAAUAGCGUUCAUGGCGAGUUUUGUCCUACCCGAGGGUGUCAGUCUGCUGCAAAAGACGCACAAUGUUCCUUCGCCCACCUUUGUCCCUGCUGGUCCAAAUCUCACCUGCACAACACCCGAGCUUUUUUACAACGAUCUUUCCGAAGAGGAGCAAAAGUAUUGGGCUACGUUUCUGAGGACCCAGGGCAUCGCUUCAUUCACCACGCCGGCGACGUAUGCGGCAUGGAGGCACAUUCCGAGUAGCUAUCUGCUUUGCCAGGACGAUUUGGCGCUGCCACCGGCCUUGCAGGAGGAGAUGGUCAAGGCAGCAGAAGAGGCGGGCGCAAUCAUGCAUGUUACGAGGAUCAAGAGUGGGCAUAGUCCUUUUUUGAGCAGGGUGGACGAGACGGCCGAGUGGAUUCAGCGUGUUGCGGGAGAGAUGCUGGCGUAGUGGCACGAGGAAAACAAAUACGUGGACAACAGAAAGAGAGCAAGUGGAAAGACACAAAUUCGAGCGGUGAAGCGCUUGAAUCAGCUUGUCGACCUACAGCGAAGUGAGAUGCAGACAACGAAUGCAGCGCUAGGGAUGGAAUUGAUGCGGAAAAUGCAGUAGAGCAAUUGAAUAAAAAACAUGUACUUUUUUGCUCACUUUGAGCAUUGAACUGCUGGCAUUCGGGU